GGUUCGGUGACAAUCGCGCACUCACAAUCGUGUGUUAGGGAUCACUGGCUGGUCAGUGACUUCAUCUCUGCCAGUCUGUCUGUCAGUCAUCUCCUUUGUUCCUGGAUGGAGGGGCCAUCCGUCUGGAUGUGAAUGCAGCACUGCGAGAACUCGGGAAUGUUCUAAAUCUCAUUUUCGCUUCUAAGUGGAUGAUUUUAGUUACUCAUGCAGCUGUUGCUCUUCUGCGUAAUUUGUCGCAGGCUUUCAGGAGAGGAUUAAACCACUUUUAAUAAGUUAGAGUUUAAAUGUAAUGCAGCAGCACAGAAGGGAGUUUGUGUUAUAGAGUGACGCUGCUGCUGCUUUGUUUUGUUUUCCUGUUGACCAGCAUGGACAUACACCGGUUGCAAGCGCUGCGUUACUGCCUUCCUCAGAGUGUCAGUGACUCGGGAUUGUUUUACAGCCACAUCGCUGCCAGUGAACAGAGUAUCUGCCAGGCGCGGGCCUCUGUGAUGGUCUACGAUGAUGCCAGUAAGAAAUGGGUGCCCAUCAAGCCUGGGCAACAGGGCUUCAGCCGAAUCAACAUCUACCACAAUACUGCCAACAACACCUUCAGAGUGGUGGGCGUUAAACUGCAGGACCAGCAGGUGGUGAUCAACUAUUCCAUAGUGAAGGGCCUAAAGUACAAUCAGGCCACCCCGACCUUCCAUCAGUGGCGUGAUGCCCGGCAGGUCUACGGGCUGAACUUUGCCAGUAAGGAGGAGGCCACCACCUUCUCCAACGCCAUGCUGUUCGCCCUCAACGUCCUCAGCUCACCUGACAGCGGAGGCCCAGUCGUUCAGCGCCAAAAUGGGCCCUCCUCAGACGAAAACGAAGCACAGAGGAGGAUGAUGGAGCAACAUCAGAUGCACAAGGAGAGGGAGCGACGGACGUCAGGAUCAGUCGUUUCCACUCUCCAAUAUAAAGUGUCCACCCCUCCCAUCCACCCAGACACUCCUCCCGAGUACAGACAUUACAGAGCUAGCACACUGCCACCCUCCUACGUCCGCGUGGCAUCCUCCUCUCCUCCCACCUCCGCCUCCAUGUCUCCCUCUCAGGAGAAGGAGGCGGGGGCCGCUAGGGACAAGGCCCAGCUCUCCUCCCAGCUCUCCACCUCGCUCGCAUCAGCCUUUUCCCCAGUCCAGGCAGGAGUGACCACCCAGGGCCGACAGGUCCGUCAGAUCCCCCUAUCUCCACCCACCGCAGCCCGCCACCUUCACCUUCAACAGCAACAACAGCAACAAGACACCAUGCUCCCCCCUAAACACGGCACCUGGUCUGCUUCACACAUGCAGCAAAUGUACGCCCAGUUCCCCCAGUCCUCAUCCCCCCCAGUAAUGAUGGCCAUGCCGGUGAAGCAGGGUUUGCCCCCGCAGCCGGUCCUCCCGGUGGCUCACCCCCUCCCACCUGUAAGCACUAGGAUGAAGCCCCCACCUCUCGAUCCCAAUACCGUUACAGCCCCUCACCAAUACCCUCAGCACCACCCCCACCCUCACUCCAACGGCCAGCCAGACGAUUCCUACUCCCCUCAUUCUCAGCACCUGCCACUCACACCACAGUACUGCGAGGCCAUCCCACUGCCCCCUCUCACAAGUCAGACACCCCCAGGCCCUCCCCCCAGCCACCAGCCCCAGUACCCAUCCACUUUCCACCCACAGCAGCAGCAACAACAACAACAACAACAACAACAGCAACAGCAGCAGCAGGUGUACCACCAGCAGGCCCAGCCCCCUACCACCACCAUCACCUCUUCCUCCUCCUCCUCCUCGCCCCCCUCUUACACUGCCAUGUCUGACGGGGGCUCGCCCAAGAAGACCCCCUCCCCUGUCCCCCAGCCAACCCCCAUGACCAGCAGCACUGCAGCUCCAGCACCUAUGGCUGGUCCUCCAGCCCCACCACCACCACCUGGUCCACCACCCCCGAUGGCCGUGCCGCCACCCAUGCCGCCUCCAUUACCCGCUGGUGGAGGGCCUCCUGGUGGCCCACCUGGGGUCCAACACCAACCCUCAGGACUGGCUGCAGCGCUGGCUGGAGCCAAGCUACGUAAAGUGCAUAGGGAUGAGAGCAGCCCUCCUGGUUCUAGUGGCAAAAGUGACUCCAACCGGUCUAGCGGUGGCAGUGGCGGCGGAGGGGAGGGACUGAUGCAGGAGAUGAAUGCCUUACUAGCACGCAGACGAAAAGCUUCUGAGAAACCUGAUGAAGAUGACUCAGGUGGUCGGGGAUCAGGUCAGCAGAACUCAACAGAUGCUGUGAAGAAGCCAUGGGAGAGAUCCAACUCUGCAGAAAAGUCCUCACUGGUGUCCAGAGUGAGGCCCAUCGGCAGCACUAGUGAAGCAGACACAGAGUUUGACAGGAUGAAACAGGAGAUUUUGGACGAAGUCGUGCGCGAGUUGCAUAAAGUGAAAGACGAGAUCAUUAACGCCAUCAGACAAGAAAUCGGCAGAAUCAGUACAUCCUAAUCUCAUCCGAGCGUACAGAUGGAAGAGGAGGAGCAGGAGGAGGAGAGCGACGGAGGAGCUGGAGGAGGACGG
Molecule: messenger RNA, 2546 nt
Organism: Pelmatolapia mariae (spotted tilapia)
Lineage: Eukaryota; Metazoa; Chordata; Actinopteri; Cichliformes; Cichlidae
Gene: evla
Product: Enah/Vasp-like a
Exons: 14
Coding region: 366-2474 (702 amino acids)
Biological process (GO): positive regulation of actin filament polymerization; actin polymerization or depolymerization
Molecular function (GO): SH3 domain binding; profilin binding
Source: RefSeq, a predicted model, not a curated record